This is a messenger RNA of Oenanthe melanoleuca, 756 nucleotides long. It is a transcript of the gene FSAF1, whose product is annotated as chromosome 3 C1orf131 homolog. The record is from RefSeq and is a predicted model, not a curated record. The transcript is spliced from 7 exons. Lineage: Eukaryota; Metazoa; Chordata; Aves; Passeriformes; Muscicapidae. The coding region runs from base 1 to 756 and encodes 251 amino acids.
AUGUCGGCUGCGACGGGAGCCGCCGGGGGUCACACGCCGGCCCGGCCCGCCCGCUCGCCCGCCGCGGCAGCCAUGGGGCCGCGGGAGCCGCGCCGCCGGCUGGAGGCGGUGCUCGGCGCCCUCUACGACCUGGGUGAGGAGCCCGGCGGCGCUCGGGGUGCUGCGGGGGAUGGCGGAGCGAGAGCAGUGCCGCCGCCAGCGGAGAAAGAAGAGGAGAAGGAGGCGGAGAGACGGGAGCCGGAGCCGCAGCAGGCGGCGGGCGGGCGGCGCGGGGCCCGCGGCUUCUUCGGGGAGCUGCGGGCCGAGCUGAGCGCCGCCGGCGCUGCCCCGCCGGCCCCCGCCCCGCCCGCCGUGGAGGUCGUGGUGUUCCGCGCGAGGAAGAGGAAGGAGCGGCACGGCCCCGCCGCAGCGCCCGCCGGCCCGGCACAGACCCAAAUAGUGAAUGAAGAGAAAAAUGAAGUCAGACAAGAAUUUAACUUUGAAAAGGCUCGCCUGGAAGUGCACAAGUUUGGGAUCACCGGCUACAAGAAGCAGGAGCAACGUAUUUGGGAACAGGAACGUGCCAUCAUGCUGGGAGCCAAGCCCCCCAAAAAGGCACAUGUGAAUUACAGGACUUACCAAGAGAAACUGAAAGAGAAAAAAGCAGCGAAGGAUGCUGAUAAGGAAAAGGAACAUAAAGGUGAUGCUGUUAAGAAGAAGAAGAAGCAGAAAGAACAGAAGGAGAGGAUUUUUCUGUACUACUCUGCCUCUGGAUGA